UGCUCUGCAGGGAGCCUGCUUCUCUCUCUCCCUUUGCAGCUUCCCCUGCUUGUGCUCCCUCUCAAAUAAAUGAAUAAAAUCCUUAAAAGAAAAGAAGAGGAGGAUCUGAGAUUCAAGUUUGAACCUUAAUUUGGAAAGUCAGCUCCCUUCUGGCGAAUUUAAAGGGAUUGACCAAUGUCAAGUGCCAGCGAGGAUGUCUCUGGAACUCUCCUAUCGGUUUGUGGCAGGGCAAAUGGGUACAAUCAUGUUGGGAACACUGGUAGUAUCUACUAAAGCUAAAUGUACAUGUUCCCUACUGCCCAGUGACUCCAGCCCCAGGUGUCUGCUGGAAGAAAUAACACCGGUACACCAAAGACAUUGUCAGGGGUAUUUACAGCAGUUUUCUUUUUAAUGGCUAAAGACUGGAAAGCUCUCAAAUGUCUAAUAGGAGAAUGGAUAAACUAUGAAUACGCUGUAGCUUAUCCACACACAAUUAUGAGAAUGAAUUAGGCAUUGCUGCACACUAUGGAUAACUCAUGAAGAAGCUGGAACAAAAGGAACACACUAUCAUUCCAUUUAGAGUUGGUGCUCUAGAGCAAGCAAAACCGAUCUAAGUGCUUUAAGUCAGAAUGAUGGUUACUCUUGGGGUUGGAAAGGCUGUUUACUGUUGGGGAAGGCACAGGAGGGAGCCUUCUGGGGAGAUGGAAACAUUCUAAAUCGGUCCCGCCUGGGUGGCUCAGCAGUUGAGCGGCUGUCUUUGGCUCAGGGCGUGAUCCUGGGGUUCUAGGAUCGAGUUCUGCAUCGGGUUCCUGGUGAGGAGCCUGCUUCUUCUCCCUCUGCCUAUGUCUCUGCCUCUCCCUCAUGAAUAAAUCUUUUUUUUUUUUUUUUUUUUUAAAGAAACAUUCUAAAUCUUCAUCUGGGUAGAGAUUGCGGGGGUGGAGAUAUUUAAAAUCAUCAAGCCAUACACUUAAAAUCUGUGCACUUCACCCUACAUGAGUCACACCUCAAUAAAAAAAGUAUCUACCUGCCUUAACUACAUGUGUAUAAAUGUGUGGAUUUCUGGGCUCCUGUUCUCAGAAGAUCCUGUGGGGACCAGGACCCCGACAUUUGGGAAGAUAGGACCCAGCUAAUGGGCCCUAGCCACUGUGCCCCCAUGCCCCCACCCCUAGCAAUGGGCUGAUUUGCAUGCCUUGUCAUGGUCCAGGGGCUUCCCCUGCCUGUGCUCUGAAGCACCUGGAGUGCUCCCAACAGAACGACUCCUGUCUGCCUCUCUGCCUCUGGCCAUGGCCUGCUGGCAUCUGGCCCUCCUUCUGACUGGGGCCCUCCUGUCAGUCUUUCAGCCAGGCUUGGCCCAGCCAGAUGCACUGCUGUUCUUCCCAGGCCAAGUGGCCCAACUCUCCUGCAUGCUCAGCCCUCACCAUGCCACCAUCGGGGAGUACGGUGUGUCUUGGUAUCAGCAACGGGCAGGCAGUGCCCCCCGCUACCUCCUCUACUACCGCUCAGAGAAGGACUACCAUCGGUCCCCUGACAUCCCUGACCGCUUCUCGGCAGCCACAGAUGCUGCCCACAAUGCCUGCAUCCUGACCAUCAGCCCUGUGCAGCCUGAGGACGACGCAGAUUAUUACUGUUCUGUGGGCUACACAUCCUAAGGGUGGAGUGUGGGACAAGUGCUUCAUAUCUGCUUCUCAUUUCUGCACCCUGAUCUUGGGUUCCCCCCUCUUUCUCUGAAUCUUGAUUUUCCUCCUCUGUAAAAUGGGUUAAUAAUAUUAAACAUGUGAAC
Canis lupus familiaris (dog) is the source of this 1759-nucleotide messenger RNA. RefSeq names its product V-set pre-B cell surrogate light chain 3 (gene VPREB3). The transcript has 2 exons. Gene Ontology annotation, biological process: immunoglobulin production; immune response. NCBI's taxonomy places the organism in Eukaryota, Metazoa, Chordata, Mammalia, Carnivora, Canidae. Bases 1263 to 1628 code for a protein of 121 amino acids. The record is from RefSeq and is a predicted model, not a curated record.